UAUAAUUUCCGGAACGAAUUCUGCUCGAGUCAUUGGCUCUUCUCGGUGGGUGUGGUUUGACUGUUGUGCGAAUGGGACAUGAGCUGCUGUCUCUUUUGCUGUUUCUUCCUUCCAUGGCUUGCUGUCUGGGGUGUCUUUCCCUCCCAUUUUUGUCAGGAGGCUUCGGCUGCGGCGGUUAAAGAAGGCCUGACUUCCCCAUCUCCAAACCCAUUUGUCCCGACCGAUCUGUCGCUGCGCCCUCUGUCCCGCUUGUCUUCUUCGCCUUCGCUCCCGUGUUUGCUCGAUCCAUCAUGCGCUUCCUGUGGAGAUGGAACCCUGGCAUCAUUUCCGUGCUUUGCGAAGAAAGCCACAGAUUUACUUGAAACAGGACGACACGUUUUUGCUGCCCAAACUGUCGGCGCGUCUGUGCAUCAAAACGUCCCUGCCGUCCGGGGCGAGUGCGAAACAGGAUAUCCUGACAGAGUUCUACAUGCGCGUUUGGGUGUAUGUCCAGACGGUCGCUGAGAUGGUCUACGAAGCCCUGUACGAUGCAGAAGUUGCGGGACUGUAUUUCUUGCUGAAUGGCGGCGACUGGCCGGGGAAGAUCUGCUUGCUUGCUCAAGGUUUCAGCGACAAACUCCCGCUUCUUGUCGACAAACUGACGUUUGCGCUGUCGCACUCUGGCGCAAUGCCUCCCGCCUGUGAAGCGAGCGAGGAGUGCAGCGGGUCGCCGGGCGGAGCGACGAAAGGAAGACCGACAAAUGGGGAACCCAAGUUUCGUCUCGACCGACGCGCGUUCGACGUGGUCAAGGAGAACCUUCAUCGAAAGAUUUCGAACAGCAUGCUCUGCCGCACCGUCUCUCAACAAGCUGCAACGCUGCGGGGUGAAACCCUCGAGAUUCCCUGCUUGAGCUACGAGGACCUGUUGCGCGUUCUCGAACAAACGACACUGGACGUCCAAGAAGUGCCGAAGACGCUGUUCGAGCGAGCGUGCGUCGAAGGGCUGGUCGUCGGCAACAUCUCGUCUGCCGAGGUGUGCGUUAUGGUUGAAAUGGCUUUGAAGAAUCUCAACAUUGAGACGACACUCGAUAGCAACUCCGUCCCCGAGAAAGCGGUGGUCGACCUCGCCUCGCUGGACCUCGCCCGUCUGCGUUCGUCGGGCUCGGGAGUCGCCGGGCUCGACGAGGAACGGGAGGCAAUGCAGUGCAGGACUCUGGUCUGCGAGGAGUUGAAGGCAUCGGAAGUGAAGCUGAAGACUCGGUCGGAAAACUCGAAUACUCAAGACCGAAACAGUGUCGCAUUUCUUCGAUUUCAACUCGGGAAUCUCGAGGACAGAGAGCGCUCGAUGCUCUCGCUGUUCUCCCACUGCAUCUCCCAGGCGUUUUUCGACGAUCUGCGGACCCAGCAACAGCUCGACUAUGUUUUGCAUGCACACCGAAGCUUUCAGCUGCGGUCUCAGGGCAUGCAUUUUUUCGUGGCUGGUUCGACGUUCUCGGACCUCAUGACGUUGCGCAUCGGACGCCUCGUGGAAAAGUACCUCAGCUCUGAACAGGGUCUACAUGCCGGUUUGCCAGACGCCCUGUGCGAAAAGCAUCGAUCUGCUCUGGUCAGCGAACUGAGAGUCAGACCGCAGAACGCGUUUGAAGAAGCACAGCGGUACACGCGAGAGAUCAGCACCUGGUACUUCAUGUUUAACCGGCAUGACCGGACAAUCGCUGAACUCUGCCGCCUCGAGAAGAACGAAUUCUUCCACUUCAUUCUUCACCGCCUCCGGCCCCCCCCUGUCCUGCUUCUCUGCAUCGACAGACAGGCCGCGGCUGCCCCGAGAGCCAUCGCGACUUGCGAGGGACACCAGGAGGAAAACAGCGGCGACGCCGCAGAAACGAAGGAGAUGCAAGAGGCUGAGACUCAGGAGGCGAAGAAACCUCAGCAGGAAACAUGCAACCUUUUGCGGGGUGGACUGACGUUCGCGCCCCACGGGAGCUGCGGAAGUACGCCGCUCGAACAUCCAAAAUGCUGGCGUGAAACGGGGGCCCUAGUCCUUGUCAUUCUCUGUGUUGUCGUCAUCUUGAAAGGCGAAAAACGUGGUUUUUUGUCUCUCUUCUGAUAUCCAACGUUUACACAGAGAUAUGGCUCCACAUAAAAGGGGCAAAAAAAUACGGAGCAGACAAGGCAAGAUGACGAGAAGGAAAAAAUAACUCUCUUGCGUUUGAAAACGUUCUGCGUACGUUGUUGGCUCUUCUUGAGCCUAGGAGAAAGGAGUUAAAUGACGCUAGAGAUAUGCC
Molecule: messenger RNA, 2264 nt
Organism: Toxoplasma gondii ME49
Lineage: Eukaryota; Apicomplexa; Conoidasida; Eucoccidiorida; Sarcocystidae
Product: insulysin, putative
Exons: 1
Coding region: 308-2086 (592 amino acids)
Molecular function (GO): metal ion binding
Source: RefSeq, a predicted model, not a curated record